AUGGCUCCCGUUCGUAACGAUGUCCCAGCGCAUGCGAUUGACCGCACUCCGGAAUAUGAAGAGUUCAUGACGCGACUCCGCGAUUAUCACACCAAGCGAGGCACGACGCUCGACCCGGAACCCAAGGUCGGCGCGACCCAUCUUGACUUGCUCAAGGUGUUCAAUCACAUCGUCGCCAACGGCGGUUACGACAAGGUUUCGGAGGAGAAGCUGGCCUGGCGUCGCAUGGCUGCUGAGCUGGGCAUUUACUCCAAUAACGAAGCCUCGACUGCUUUUUCGUUGAAAGAAAAGUUCUACAAGAACCUCGCCGCUUUUGAGAUUAGCACAGUGCACGGAAAGGAGCCGCCGCCAAAGGAUAUUCUGGAGGAUGUGACGGCCAAGGGCGCUGGGCUCCUCACCCGCACCCGAGAAAACUUCCGAGGCAAACGGGAGAGCAACAUUGGUGCCACAGACUCGGCGGCUUCGGGAGAUGAUGGUACACCGGCUCGCGAACGACCUGUCCCGGAUCCUGCAGCGAGCGCGCGCGCAUCGAGAGGCCUACGUGAAGCACCCCCCCAACGUGUUAUUUUCCAGCCGGAUACUGGCCCUUCUCGUACAACAAGGCACUCCUCUGCUCACCACGCGAGCCAUACCAACUCUCCAGCCGCAAACCCUCCUCAGACUCCUUCACAUCACCAGAACAUGCCUGUGCCACAGCAGCAACAAAACUACCCAGGGAAUCGAGGUCCCUCGGUACUUCACCACCCUCCUUCGUCUGAAAACUCGUCCAACCUGGUCACUGCAUACCAACCGCGGUUCUCCAAGCCACUGCAGCUCCGAGCUGUAGCGACGCCUAGCAGUGCGCCUAAUGAGUUCCAAAAGCCCCGGCAACCUCAGCGGAUUGACCCCCGUCAACCAAUGCAACCCGGCACUGGCUUUGACGGCCCAAACAUCUACAUGCGCUGUCUGAACGCGCUUCGAUCGAACAUUGCUGCCGAGCAAGCAUUCGCCCUCAACCAUCUGGUCAAGAUCUCCUUUGAACGGGGCGACAAGUACAAAUUCGACUCUUUUCCUGGUCUGGCAGAAGGAUUGGUUGAGAAGGCACUUGAGAUUGGGCAGCUCUUCUAUCACGUCAACUGGACUGUCUCGUGGGACUCUGUCGACCCCAACGAAGUUGGUGCGCUUGACGGGAAUUACGGGACUCCAGACAUCCUCGAGCGGAUCCAGAAUCUCAUCGAAAAAGAUCGACCCGACGUUCUCCAGACCGAAUCCUAUUCGGACCAGCUGGUCUUGAUCACCGAGGCUGUGCUGACAAUACGCAACAUGGUCACUCUGCCUGAAAAUGCGCACAACAUGUCCGACUUUUACCCUCUGAGAGAUCUCAUCUGCAUCAUGUUGCACCUACCACCCAAGGAUUCACUCGUCGAACUGAAGCAUCUUACUCUGGAUAUCGCAGAGCAGCUGACCCCUUUCAUGACUCUGGAGUCGGACGACCCUCUGUACAAGACUCUGCUCACACAAAUGACCUCGGACGACCGCGGCACAAUUCUCACGUCGCUUCGAGCACUCGGCCGCAUUUCGAUGAACCUCGAGGCUACAAACAAGUUGGGUGACAUUCCUGGACCGGUGCUUGAGCGAAUCGCCAGCUGGUUGCUACUUAACGACGACGAGCUCAUCGAUGCCUGCCUUGACUUUUUGUAUCAGUACACUGCGGUCGUGUCCAACGUGGACAACCUCAUGCGAUCUCUUACCCCGGAAAACCUGGUCGACCACCUUGCUCGUUUGCUCGCCCAUGGUGCGCGUAAAACGCAGCGCGAUUUCAUCCUCGUGCCAGAGCAGAGAAUUCCGGCCCGCGACCAGAUCGCUCCCAUGCCCGAGGACCUCCUCCAGGAGAUGCUCAAGCUUGAAGAGCCUGACCGUGUGCACCGAUGGGUUCGAUGUUUCUUUGAAGAGGACAACAACUCUUUCGUGACGCAGCUGGCUGCCUGGCAGGCGUACCAAAAUGCAUUUGUCGGCCCUCUCAAGACCAUCGGUCAGCCGCUCAUCACGCCUGCCGACUUUAUUAGGAAUAGCACGUCUGUGUAUAAGGAUUCGAACGCCCAAGUCCUUAGAGAGCCAGGCGAUCCUCAGCAAAAGUUCAUCAUCCACGGUAUUCGCGCGCGACCACGACCUCUGAGCACGGAUGGUAAAGAGUACGGCCGAUGUCUCUGGGCAUCGAAUCCCGGCAACAAGCUCGAAAAGUGCGGAAGCUUCUACCUCCAACCAGAGCAGAUGUGGAAUCACAUUCUUACCUCACACAUGGGAGAGACACGCAACGCUGAUGGACAGUUUGACAAUGUGGAAAAGGAGUUUACCUGCACAUGGGGCGAGUGCUCGCGAUAUGGGUCGCCAACAAAGAUGCACCUCCGUGAUUUCGCAAGCCACAUCAGCACACACAUUUCUGCGAUGCUGCCUGGCGAGUCUCGAAAACAGGAGCGAGCCUGGAUCAUACCAGCCAAGACAAUGGCUGUCACAUUUGAGGAGACCCUGACGGUCCGGGACGAGCGGAACCCAAACCUACCACCCCAAGCGGCGGGUAUUCCCCUCAGUGCUGCCCUCGUUCUGCGUAACAUGGCACGCAAUGUGGUCAAGACAGAGGCGGAGGAGGAGUUGCUCAAGAAACAGGAAAAGACCGGCGAAACUGGAGGCUGGAACGAGACCCUCUUCCGUCCCAUCUUGCCACGACUGUUCGAAAUUCUUGCUGAGAACAGGGCUCUGAGUCCCUACAUUGCAUCACUGCUUGAUCUGAUCCGCAUCGACAGCGACGGCCAAGGCCGUUGA
Molecule: messenger RNA, 2799 nt
Organism: Fusarium keratoplasticum
Lineage: Eukaryota; Fungi; Ascomycota; Sordariomycetes; Hypocreales; Nectriaceae
Exons: 3
Coding region: 1-2799 (932 amino acids)
Biological process (GO): regulation of DNA-templated transcription
Molecular function (GO): DNA binding
Source: RefSeq, a predicted model, not a curated record